Molecule: messenger RNA, 791 nt
Organism: Pogonomyrmex barbatus (red harvester ant)
Lineage: Eukaryota; Metazoa; Arthropoda; Insecta; Hymenoptera; Formicidae
Gene: Obp59a
Product: Odorant-binding protein 59a
Molecular function (GO): odorant binding
Source: RefSeq, a predicted model, not a curated record
AUAAAUACUGGAAAAAUAAGGAGUUUUAUUUAGAAGAUUAGAGUCUGUAUAAUGAUGAUCAAGAUAAUGCUUGUUGUACUGUGCAGCCUUUGCUUGCUAUUGAUAAAAUCGGCAGAUUCAUUAAAAUGCAGAACCAAUAUUCAGCAAGCGAACGAUCAAUACCGAAAGAUCAUACAGAUUUGCAAGAAACAAUCAACAACUGAUAAUGAUUACAACGAUGAUUUUUCAUCGAAUGAAGACGAUGAUAAUAAUGACUUUUCAAGCGUAGAUGUGUUUGGUACGAGAUUUUUCAUCGGUGGCAGCAAGUUCUCCAAUAUGCAGCCUUGGAAAGAUCCCAAUGAGAAUUGGAAUCAUGGGACCGAUCAGAGAAAUAAUGACAAUCAACACUAUUCCGUUAAUUAUACAAAUGGAAAUUGGAGAAAUACGCAAUAUCCUAAUCGUGGCAGCAACAAACGUGACUUUAGUUAUUCCAAUGGCAGACCGAGCCAAGUCUAUCAGAGAAACUAUGAUAAACAACAAGAGCAAGCUUGCAUCAGCCAAUGUUUCUUCAAUGAGUUAAAUAUGGUAGAUCAAAGGGGAUUCCCCGAGCAAAUCUCGGUUAUCGAGUUUAUGACGCGCAAUACAUACAAUUCAGAAUUACAGGAUUUUAUAGAAGAAGCUGUCAUAGAAUGUUUUCAUCAUUUGAAUUCAGCUAUAAGACAGAACAAAUGUUAUUUCUCGCAGAAUCUUUUAAUUUGUCUAAUUGAUAAAGGAAAGGAAAAAUGCGAAGAUUGGAAUGAUUAAUAAUACUU